Messenger RNA from Homarus americanus (American lobster), 691 nucleotides. It is a transcript of the gene ND-SGDH, whose product is annotated as NADH dehydrogenase [ubiquinone] 1 beta subcomplex subunit 5, mitochondrial-like. The record is from RefSeq and is a predicted model, not a curated record. NCBI's taxonomy places the organism in Eukaryota, Metazoa, Arthropoda, Malacostraca, Decapoda, Nephropidae.
UCCAACGAGAAAUGGGGCAUGGCCCUCGGAAGAUGGUAAUUACUCCUUCUCGCUGGCAGUGGCACAAGUUCAAGGACAUGUUUCACUUCUAUGUCAUGCUUGGUGCCAUACCCCUUGGAGCAUUAGUGUUUGCUGCUAAUGUGUUUAUUGGUCCUGCACAGCUGUCUCCCAUCCCUGAAAACUAUACUCCUAAAAACUGGGAGUAUUAUUCACACCCAAUCUCCCGAUUCUUUGCAAGGUAUCUUACCCCCAGCCAUCAACAAGAUUAUGAGAAGUACCUUCACUUUAUGUAUGAAGAAAAUGAAAAGAAACAGAUGAGGUUAAUUGAAAAAAAGGUUCGUGAAGUGAUGGCAGAGCGCGGAGAUUCUCAGGCAUUCUAUUACAGACCAAUCCUUACUAAAUACCAUCGCAUGGUUCGUGAUGAGUAUGAGAAACUAAAAGACAGUAGGGGUUUGUAAACAUGGUAUCCAUGUUCAUUGAUACCUUCUUGAGUUGAGUCUAAUGACCAUCAAGUUAUUGUGAUUUGUUGGUGUAGCAUAAAUAAAUAUUGCAACUUAAAUACCUGUAGUGCAACUUUUGAGAGAUCCUGAUUUUCUGUGCAGUCAUAUGAAUAUGAUAAGUCAGCUACAGUAAGUAAAAUAUUAUGAAUGCUCUGUAAAUUGUAAAUAAAAUGCUUUAUUAUAUAUUGUUA